AAACAAGUCCAGCCACGCCUCAAAUAUCUUCCACUCUGGAUUCGAGUGGAGAAAAUCAUUCUAUAAGGCAGAGAAAGUCUGAUCCUAGUUAGUUCAGCAAAUUGUACUGCUUUAAAAUCUUCUAAGAUGGUACGCGAACAGUAUACCACAACAACACCAGGUACUAACCUACAUAGACCAGAAACGCAAUAUGUCUACAACGUUGGCAUCUACGGUUGGAGGAAGCGUUGCCUUUAUCUCUUCGUCCUCCUCCUAAUCAUCAUUCUAGUUGUGGAUCUUGCUCUGACCAUUUGGAUUCUUAAAGUGAUGUGGUUUUCUCCAAUUGGAAUGGGGUACCUGUAUGUUCAAAGCGAAGGACUUCGGCUAGAACGGGAGUCAGAAUUUUUAUAUCCUUUAUAUGCCAAGGAAGUUCACUCUAGAAAGGACUCAUCCCUGCUUUUGCAAUCCACUCAUAACGUGACUCUAAAUGCACGCAAUCCUGACGGGAAUGUCACAGGCAGAUUAAGUGUGGGUCCGGACAUGGUACAAUUUGAUGGUCAGGAAUUUCAGAUCAAGUCCAUGAAUCCGGAUGGAAAGCCUCUGUUUACAGUGGACGAAGAUGAAGUUGCAAUUGGUACAGACAGACUUCGAGUCACAGGGCUGGAAGGAGCUCUUUGUGAACAUUCUAUAGAAACGCCACUCAUUAAAGGUGUUAGAGGUCUUGACAAUGCUAAAGAGCUGAGGCUUGAAUCGCCCACUCGGUCUCUCACCAUGGAUGCUCCACGAGGGAUUAAUAUUAAAGCCGAAAGUGGGACUAUUACGGCUCUUUCUCAUCUGGAUAUCAAGUUGCAGAGCAGCGAUAGCAUGCUUAUGCUUAAUGCUGGACUGCGGCUGCCCAAAUUGCCUCAAGGAACAAGCGGAGAUUCUGAGAUAUCCUUUGGGCUCUAUGAAGUCUGUGUUUGCACAGAUGGAAAGUUGUACUUAGCAGUGGCUGAUGUCGUUUCCACUUGCCUGUAUUAUAGUCGUGCUUGUGAGUUGAGCAGCUAACACCCCGCGCUGGGUGCUCCCAGCCUGCUGCUAUUUUCAGGUGGGAUUCAGUCACAUACUGGCAAAUUCAGGUUUUGCAGUUAAAGUUGAUCUGGUGCUCUUCCACACAAACCUAUCAGACUUCUUGUGACAAGGAAAGCAAUGGGAAAAUGCAUUGGAAAGUGUGAGAUAACGCUUGCCGUAGCUUCGUAUAAUAUCCCCGCAAACAAAUCAGAAUGAAUGUCAAUAAACAGGUUGUCUGGA
This is a messenger RNA of Zootoca vivipara (common lizard), 1269 nucleotides long. It is a transcript of the gene SGCG, whose product is annotated as sarcoglycan gamma. Gene Ontology annotation, cellular component: sarcolemma; sarcoglycan complex. Gene Ontology annotation, biological process: heart contraction; cardiac muscle tissue development. The record is from RefSeq and is a predicted model, not a curated record. NCBI's taxonomy places the organism in Eukaryota, Metazoa, Chordata, Lepidosauria, Squamata, Lacertidae.